CUGGCUAUUCAUUUAGCAUUAUGCACUUUAUCUCUUUGUCAACACAACUUUACUAAGUUAGACAUGGCUAGUGGUAAGGAAUACACCGCAAUACGCAGAUUAGAAGUAAACGGUUUCUUCAUGAGCCGAGCUAAAGCGUGUGUAGCUAUCUUACUGUUUGUUUCGCUGCUGAUCGCUGUGGUCGUGUUAGCUGCACUGCUUGUUCACGAGCGGGGAAAAGAGAACACCGCUCAAGCGGCUGGUGAUUCAGGUGGAACUCAAGUGCCCCGGUUGAAGCAAAUGGCAUGCGAUGUAGUCGUGGUUGGAGGAGGUAUAUCAGGAUUGUACAUGGCGGAGACACUCUUGCGGCUAAAGAAAGAAAGAAAUGUAUGCUUGUUUGAGAAAGAUUCAAGAUUUGGCGGAAGAAACUACGACCACAGGUUCAAGCAAGCACCGAACAUCAGUACAAGUCUAGGAGCGUGGAGAGUGGACAAGAUGCACAAGAGAAUGAUGGACUUAGCUAAACGACUCACUGUUCCCUUGAAGCCUAUGGGUAAAUUUAAAGACGUAUUCAUCCAAGCAAGAGGUAUCUUUGCAUCCACCUUUCAAUCUCUUAAGGAGAAAGCUUUUCCGACGCUCAUGUCAGGGCCGUUUUCAAAUAUGACUGAGUCGGAAAUGUAUGGAUUUGCCUGGAGAAACAUGACCAAGGAGAAAGCACUGGAGAUUCCUUUCUACCGGGACUUUUUGUGCCAGAGACUUGGAAGUGAAGGAUGUGAACUACUGAGUGCCAGAUACGCUAUAAAGAGAGAUUUCUAUGAAGAAAGUACUUUGUGCAGAUUGGAAAAACGACAAGUAUUUAAGUACUUUUCGUAUGAAUACUACAGACCUCUUGGUGGCAUGUCAGAUUUCCCGACAGCAGUGAAGAAAUCUGCACUGCGUUUAGGAGUAAAGGUGUUCUUAAAAGAGAAAGUAAACGUUCUAGAAAGAAAAGGAAAGGGUUUUGCAAUUCACACCGAUCAUUUUUCAGCGUUGGCAAAAAAGCUUAUUAUUGCUAUUCCAAGUGGAGCAUUUGAAGCCAUCAUGGGUGAUAUUGCUGCCGAGGUUAAAGAGAAUGUAAUGUUUGAAUCCAAUAUAGGAAAAAACGUGUUUAAAGCGGUGGCCAUUUAUGGGUAUCCUUGGUGGGAAAACUUUACUUCCUCUCAGAACAGCAGCGAGCCAAUCGUUGAACGAUUGUGGUCAGCUUCUACAUGUUUGGUUGGUCUGAUGCCCUAUGGGCAACAGACAAAGGCUGGCUCCAACGUAAGUCGACACGAUCUGGAAAAAUGGGCGAAACGUCCAUUCCCUGGAGAGGAAGUUUACAUGGUUGGCGAAGCGUAUUCAUCCCUGCCCGAGUGGAACGAAGGAGCCCUUUUGACAGCUUACAACGCCCUAAAGGAAGGAUGGGAAAUAUCAAAUCCUGAGCCAUAAUAACACUUUACACCCUAUCAGCAGUCUGCAUAUUCUUCAUACCAUUUUCUAUACCUUAAUGUUUGAUUCAGGGGUGGUAUGGUAAAGAGAAAUUAGAUGUUAAUCACUGUUAGGGAUAAAAUGGUUAAGUUGGUACUGACGCUCAAAACUUUUAAGCACUUAUUUUCAAAAAUUUUUCAGAUUUUUGGCAUCAUCGUCGGAAUAACAAAAUGGGUUUCUUACUGCUCGUCAACUUCUGUUGAAGUCAUGAAAAAUUGACUUACUUGGUACUUUUCACGACCAAAACAUAAUUGGCGAUUUCCUGUUUUUGUUUAUCAGAGGGCUACUAAGAGAUGUGGAAAGUCUUAAAACGCUUGUGCAGAGAUUUAGUUCUGCUUAACCGUCGCCCAUCUGGUGUAGGUAAAGACAAAAAUAAUUCUUAACGAUCCUCUUCGAUUGUUAGCAAAAGUACAGGUAUGUCAUUAACAUUGUGAAAAGAACUAAACUUCUUUUUUGAAAGUUUCUUUUCUUUCGUGAAAUCUGACAAGCCGUCCUUUCUUCUAACAGAAGGCCAUGCGCACCGAGAGUCUGGUCUUUCCUCCAUAUUGAACACGUGACCUAUCGUCCUUGGGCUUCUAACCAUUUACCCUUCACACGGAAAUUUUCCUUUGAUCGCGCAACAGGAGCCUACAUUGAAUACAGCUGUGAGAAAUGUAUGAAAGCUUGUUAGCUCAGUUGGUAGAGCACAGCAACGGUAGCUUGCAGGUUAUGGGUUCAAAUUCCGUACAGGCCUGAGUUUUUUUAGGCCUGUUUUCACUACUACUCAACAGCGGCCAUCCCGAAAUAUCGCCCGGAGGUAUGCGAUAUAAAAAAAUAGAAAACCCCCAAACUUUGCCAAAUAUAGGUCUAGAUGAAUUUUUUCUAGAAAAAAUACUUUGAGUUUCAUGUUCCAUGUUUUUAUUCUACGCGAACGGCGGCGAAAAUCGGUUUGGUGGCUGUCACUUCACCUUCACAGGGUCCAGACAACCUAUUACUUGAACGUCGCUUGAAAAUAAACAAAACAGUUAAUGUGACCAUUAAUUUUCUUAAUGAAAAGAACACGUAUUUACGAACAGUCUGAAGAAUUAUUAGUCCGAUUCUGUUACGAACUAAAUUUUUGGGCAACUUCUUCGUAAUUCCAAUAAUUCACUCAUUUUGGCGGACAAAAAAUUGCAAAAUUGAGAAAUUAAAAUCUCACCUUGGCACAGUGACAUGGGGUUAUACCAAGUUAAUCGAGCGAAAGAAGAAGGUUUCUUCUUCAAAUGAUUUUAAUUAAAUUUUGGGCUACGGAAACCACGAAAUUUUCGGACCCCAAACAAAAGUGACACUGAGGUCAAAACACGCUAUUCCUUGACACGCAAUUGAGAUGAAAAAUCAUCAACGCGCUCGUCGAAAAGACAACAGGCCGUUUUGGGGACGAAAAAUCGUUACUAUUCCGAAUAAAAAGCUAACACUGAUCGACAUUUGUAGUUUCUGCUUCUCAGGUUACCUGAAAUUUAAACUUUUAGCCGUUAUUUUCGGAACAAAACAAGCCAGAAUGCAAAAUCGUCUUCUUCUAAGUGGCAGCGUGGACGGAUAGAAUUCGAAACUGGAAACAAACCCUAAAAUUAAUAUGUUUGCCAUAUUAUUACUUUAAUCUAAGUAUUGUUAAAAAAAUUUGUACAUACCAUGCAGGUCUCCGAAUAAAGGCUGGAGUCUAUUUUGCGCCACACCUAGAAGUUUGUCUAAUCGGUAAAGUUUAAUUUAGCAAUAAAUUGGCACCUAGAGUCAAACCUACAGA
Messenger RNA from Stylophora pistillata, 3244 nucleotides. RefSeq lists its product as uncharacterized. Gene Ontology annotation, molecular function: oxidoreductase activity. Lineage: Eukaryota; Metazoa; Cnidaria; Anthozoa; Scleractinia; Pocilloporidae. The record is from RefSeq and is a predicted model, not a curated record.